GGGAGACGGCGCGGAGGAGACCAGUCCCGCACCCCAGCAUGGCUUCGGGGGACCUUUACGAGGUAGAGAGGAUUGUAGACAAAAGGAAGAACAAGAAGGGCAAAUGGGAAUAUCUCAUCAGGUGGAAAGGCUAUGGGAGCAAUGAAGACACCUGGGAACCUGAACAUCACCUACUCCAUUGUGAGGAAUUUAUUGAUGAGUUCAACAGACUGCACGUUACCAGAGAAAAGCGAUCCCGGCACGGGAAACAGGGCAGCGCGCCAAAAUUACUGCGGGAAAGCCGAGGGUCGUCUGUGGAGAAAAUAUCACAUAGACCUUCUGAAUCUGGGAAGUCUAAAGGAUCGACACAUAAAAGGAAGAGAAUUAAUCCAUCUCAUCAAAAACAGAAACGAGGAUAUGCAGCAAAGCCAGGAUCUGCAAAUGACAGGGCUGCUAAAACUGUGACUUACCGAACUACUCCCAGCGGUUUACAGAUCAUGCCACUGAAAAAGCCACAUAAUGGUCUGCAGAAUGGAGAUGGCAGCCAUGAGAAAGAUUCUAGACAUUUUGGGAGUGGCUCACAGCAGCAAAACGUGGAUUUAAAUGAUCACGAUGGAGAACAAAACUUGCCCAGCGUGUUAGAAGUCAGUAACAAUUCCCCUGUUGUGAAUGGAAUUGGUUCUUCUCUGGCCAAUGGAAGCUUGAAUCUCCACAGCACUGUGAAAAGGAAACUUGAUGGAGAGAAAGAUUAUGUCUUCGAUAAGAGACUGAGAUACAGCGUGCGACAAAAUGAAAGUAACUGCCGCUUCAGGGACAUUGUGGUCCGGAAAGAAGAUGGUUUCACACAUAUUUUGCUGUCAAGUCAGACUUCAGAGAACAAUGCACUGACCCCAGAGAUCAUGAAGGAAGUUCGGAGAGCAUUGUGCAAUGCAUCAGCUGAUGACAGUAAACUCUUACUUCUCAGCGCAGUGGGAAGUGUAUUCUGUAGUGGCCUAGAUUACUCAUAUUUAAUUGGCAGGUUAUCCAAUGACAGAAGAAAGGAAAGCACUAGGAUUGCAGAAGCUAUAAGGGAUUUUGUAAAAGCUUUUAUUCAAUUUAAGAAGCCAAUUGUGGUUGCUAUCAACGGCCCUGCUCUGGGGUUAGGAGCUUCUAUUUUACCACUCUGUGAUAUCGUUUGGGCAAGUGAGAAGGCUUGGUUUCAGACACCAUAUGCAACAAUCCGACUCACUCCAGCUGGCUGCUCAUCAUACACAUUCCCACAAAUUCUGGGUGUUGCACUGGCAAAUGAAAUGUUGUUCUGUGGGAGAAAGCUGACAGCACAGGAAGCCUGCAGCAGAGGACUGGUGUCACAAGUAUUUUGGCCAACGACAUUUAGUCAAGAAGUGAUGCUACGAGUGAAAGAAAUGGCAUCCUGCAGUGCAGUGGUAUUGGAAGAGUCCAAAUGUCUCAUGCGGAGCUUCCUGAAAUCCGGACUUGANUGUCAGAUGUUAAAACAGCUGUGGAGUUCUUCCAAAGGACUGGAUUCAUUAUUCAGCUACUUGCAAGACAAAAUUUAUGAAGUCUGAUAUCUUGGCCUGACUCAAAGAGAAAUUGCUCCAGCUGUGACCAGAGUCAGACAUGACCAUGUUUGAGAAGCAGAGGCAAUGCAUCAGUGAGGAAUUUGUGACAGUGAUCCCAAUGCCUGUGGCUGUGUGAGGUGCACAGCUGCUUGUAGCCGGUUUGAUUUUGUGUAACCAAGACGUGGGCAGGCGUUCAGUGCACGGAACCUGUGCAGAGGCUGCAUCUUUCACAUUGCUCAUCCACAUCCAACUCGACAUUCCAUGUGCUGAGAAGCACCACUGAGGCCCAGCAAGGCUCACCCACCUGUAAGGGUUUAUUUUGUCUGUCCUUCUUAACUUAUUCUUGCUGUUGCAGCACAUCUGGGCUGACACAGAGGGCUCAGUCUAAAAUCUGGGUCAGAACGACCUUCUGUAGACCCAAAAACCAUACGUUGGAAAUACGUUAAUUAUUUUUUCUAAGUUCUAACAGUUUAAUGGAAAAAUCUGAUAAUUUAUAUGUAUAAUAUGUAAAGUUAGUUUACAAAAACUACUAGAAUUUUUUUCUUUGUUAAAUUUAUUUAACUUAUUUAUUUUGUGUUCAUAUUCAGCUGUUUAUUGAUCACAGAUCUUAUUUUCAUAUUUCCCUUUUGACUGAAUGAAAGGCAUCACAUGAGAAUGCAAACACAUUUUUAGCAGCAAACUGAGUAGAAGAAUAAAGAAUAUAUAGAAAACCCACAGAAUGUUGUGGGCAGUAAAUGAAACAGCCACGUGCAUGCUCUUCUAUGUGGAAAUUUGUACAAAAAUGUAUGAAAACAGAUUCAUUUGCCAGGGUUAAGAGAAAAAAAGUGGGUUCUGACACAGUGAGUCCCCCUUAAGUCUCUCUUCACUUUCUGCCUUCUUGAGGAGCACUGAAGGGCUCACCAACCAGAUGCUUUAUUUCAGUUUACUAUAUUCCUGUUAGCCAGAUACCAGUAACAGGGUGAGUGGUGCCGUUCUGUGGCAUCGUACUGUUUUUCAGGUUUAAACACCCCUUUUGGUCUGAAGUCUAAAAGCAAAUCCUUAUGAGCCUUAGUCUAGUUGCCUGAUUCCUCAGGUGUGAGAUAAUUUCUGCUCUGGAGGCCUUUGGGUGUGGGCCAGCAGUUUAUACAAGGUGCUAGGCAUUGAACUCAGUGGAGGCAGAGGUUUAGUUUUGCUUUUCCCAGCUCUCCACAUCUGGCCACCCCCCCACCUGUUACAAGAACUUACGGCUAUCCAUAAAAGCAGUCCACAAAAAACAAGGAAAAUCCAAUCUGCUCUUUUUGAAUGUGAUCCUGGUCUUGUUCAGUGACACUGACUGACUUCUGAACACUGGAUCUCUCUCAGUUCUUUCCUGCUAUGGGCAGUUCAUGUGGAAAGGACAGGAGCAUGCUCUGAGACUUCACUUGCCAUUAUAAUACGCCCAAAUUGAAACCUCUUGAAGCAGAAGCUUUGCACAUUUGUUUGCUUUGUAAUUUGUGCACUUGCUCUCCAUCCUUGAGCUCAGUGACUUACUAUGAUUUAAACCUCUGCAAAUGAGGCUGCUCAGCUUUCUCCCUCUUAGCAUUUCCAUAAAGAGUUUCAACAAAGCCUUUAUAAAGUUAAUGAACAGGUGAUUACAGUAAACAGUAGCCUUCAAGAUAUUAAUGUAACAUUUCUUUUCCCACGAAUAAUUAGAAGUGCUGGUUUUAUGCUCUAAUUGUACCACUGAAUUUUAAGGAAAUCAUUACUCUAAAUGCAGAAGUUCUCAUGGAAAUUCUUCAUUAAAAAGACAGAAUCUGGCUUCCAAUUAGCGUGUUUAAAUUUUUUUUUAAAAGCAACUUACUGAAACCAUUAGCUUACUUUCAAACAACUGCAAGAGAACUCUUUCAAUAACUAUUUGAAGUGAUGGAUGCUUCGUUUUACACCAACCCUUGCUUUUGUCCACAACCUGCCAGCAGCGCUGCAGGGCGCGCUGGAUCGAGGCCCCGGGCCCCCAGCAGGGCAGGUGCACACGGAGUCACCUGGAAAAAGAGG
Messenger RNA from Sturnus vulgaris (Common starling), 3548 nucleotides. RefSeq names its product chromodomain Y like 2 (gene CDYL2). The record is from RefSeq and is a predicted model, not a curated record. Lineage: Eukaryota; Metazoa; Chordata; Aves; Passeriformes; Sturnidae. Gene Ontology annotation, cellular component: nucleus. Gene Ontology annotation, molecular function: transcription corepressor activity.